Messenger RNA from Symbiodinium necroappetens, 1929 nucleotides. Lineage: Eukaryota; Dinophyceae; Suessiales; Symbiodiniaceae. The record is from the annotation of a GenBank genome assembly.
AUGUCGGCGGAGGUUAAGUUCGAUGCUUCUGGUUUGGGGCAGGAGUGGGACGUUGUGGAGGUUCUACGUGAGCGGAUGCGGGGCGGACAAUGUUUGCUCCUGGGGUCCCUGCAUGAGUUUACGGUGCAGCGAGCCUGCAAGAACAUCGAUGUCCUGGCCCCUGUUCUGGUAAGGUGUGCUGCUGCAAACCUUAAGACUCCGGAAGUGGAGUGCCUGAGAACGGAAAUUCAGAGCUUCUAUCAGAUGCAUCAGCGUGCAGAGUCGGAGGAAACGAUAGACGACUUAGCAUGGGAAGUGCGGAAGCUGUUGUCUUUCGUGAAAAGGAAGACUCAACGAAAGGAAGUGUCAACAGCUCCCGGCUUCAACUUAAUUGAAGACUUCCAAGAGAUGUGCCUGAUUCUGAAUCCCCACCUUCAGGACGUCGUCGAUGCCAUCCGAAGACGCUUCGAGGAUCCGCCUCAGGAGGACGAGGACGAGGAUGACGAUCCUGCUCCCGUGGCAGACAGAUUGGACGAGCUGACGCCUGAGCAGAAGUGCCUCAAGCUGGAAACGCAAAAGCUUCGUGCGGAGAAGAAGAAGGCCAGCAUCGCUCGCGAGAAGGAGACCUUCGUCGAGCACAGGCCCGUGCCGGAGAGGAUCAGCUUCGGGGGAGAUUCGGACGACACCGUGCCUACCAACAUCCUCGAUUGCCCUACCCCUGCCCACGUUGGAUCUACCGAAAGUCUUGCAAGCUUCGUGGACCCCGCCGCUAGCCCUACUGCUGCUGCUGAUCUUCGUGAGAAGUACCAGCACCCAGAACGUGGUGCCGGCCCUUCGACUUUGCCCCUCAUGGGCACUGUUCCCGAGCCACCCAUCCCAUCGGCUGAUGAGCCUGCAGAAGCACCAGCUCCUUCGGAGCCUUCGCCGGCUGAGGAUAUCCUUCUUCGUCGUGACCAACUUGGCCUUCGCUCGGAGAAGAAGAAUGUGAACCGAGAGGCAAAGGCCAACGGAAAGAAGCGGCUUUUGAGGGCCAAGUCCGGGCUGAAGCAGAAGACUAAACAGCCUCGUGGUGCGAGCAUCAAAGUGUGGCCGGCCAAUCGUCGGGAUGAGUGGGAUGAAGGAAUGACGGGCCGCUGGUACACGGACGAGUGGGGAAACGAAUGGUGGGAUGAGGAGGGAGAGCCCAGCUACUACUGGGACGACAGUGGUUGCUAUGAGUAUGCGGGGGAGUGGGCCGCGAAUGACGACGGCCUCGCUGAGCCUGCGCUGAGCCGCAGGAAGCGAGGGAAGCAGGCUGAGACUGAGAGGGCCUCCUCAAGCAAAGGCCCCGAAAAGCCGAAGCCGAAGGCCAAAGUUGCGGCCAAAGCAAAAUCCAAGGCCAAGGCCAAAGCUAAGGGAAAGCCUUCGGCAAAGGCCCCGGCUGCGGAUCGUGACGAGGAGCGUGCAGAAGAUGAUGGUGAAAAGCCGACUCGCAAGAAGUCGAAGGUGGCCAAGAAUGCAGCUGGCGCCACAGUCGCCACAGCAGAGUCAGCAGAGAAGAAGCCGCAGGUCCGAAAGGACCAUGCGGAUGUUGAGCCCCUGCGGGAAUGGGUCAGCCGAAUCGAUCUUGAUGCGGAGGCCUCGACUUUCAAGACCCAGGUGAGAGCCUUCCUGCCCACUUUGAAAGGCGGCACCCGUCUGAAUAUCUACUGGACCAGGUUCUCCUGUGGUGUCACGUUGUACUACAAGGAGGCCGACGGCAGCAGUGCUAAGACGGAUGUGGGUUUCUUCAAGUUCUCGAAGUGCAACGCGGGGCUCUGCUAUGCAGUGGCCUGUGCUCGAUUCAUGGCAGCUGAGCAGCUGGAUGAUUUGGCCAUCACUGACCCCGAGGAUGAGCUGAUCCUGGAAAUCAAGGAUAAGUGGAAGUGCGCAGGUGCUUCCGCAUGGGCUGAGUUUAACGAUGAUGCCUAG